Apus apus (common swift) is the source of this 745-nucleotide messenger RNA. RefSeq names its product C-X-C chemokine receptor type 6-like. Lineage: Eukaryota; Metazoa; Chordata; Aves; Apodiformes; Apodidae. Gene Ontology annotation, biological process: G protein-coupled receptor signaling pathway; chemotaxis; inflammatory response. Gene Ontology annotation, molecular function: C-X-C chemokine receptor activity; coreceptor activity. The record is from RefSeq and is a predicted model, not a curated record. The transcript has 2 exons. Gene Ontology annotation, cellular component: membrane.
AUGAGGAAAACUAAGGCCCACCUGAAACUAAAGCUGGCAAGGACCAUCAAGGACAACAAGAAAAGUUUCUUCCACUUUGACCAACUUACUGCCAUUAUUUUUGCCACCAAAGCACAUAUGUGCCAAACCAAACAAAUGACAUGAGGCAAAUUAAUCUGUGUCUUGAUCUGGGUGUUCUCACUUGCAUUUCCUGUACCACAGUUUAUUUUUAGUGAGGUUUUUAGUACCAGUAAGGCAGUAUGUCAGGAAGAAUAUGCAAACCAUCACACAAAGCUGGUUCUUAAAGUUUCCCAAGUGAUCCUCGGCUAUUUUAUUCCCAUGCUAGCCAUGAUCAUCUGCUACUCACCAAUUAUUAGAACCUUACUGCAUGCCAUGAAUUUUCAAAAUACAUAUCUUUUAAGAAACCUAUUUUCUGUAGUUGCCAUAUGUAUUGUUACUCAGUCACCCUAUACUUCCUUGACACUGACAAAGAUUACAGACUGGAGCUUUAACUUGAAUAGCAGCUUUGAAUUUGCCAUCAUUGUAACUGAAGCUCUUGCUUAUUUCCAUGGCUGUCUUAACCCUAUCCUGUAUUUCUUCAUGGGGAUGAAAUUCAGAAGGAACUUUCAGAAAAUUAUUAAAAACUCAAGAUGAAUCAAACAGCAAAUUAGGGCUAAAUAGCAGCAAACAACUGAAGACAAAUGCUCUAAAACUUACUGCCUCACAUAAUGCAGAUGCAACAACCCUGUACCUGCUGUAAAACUGC